AUGAACGGCACAGAGGGACCUUAUUUCUAUGUCCCUAUGAUUAACACCACCGGCGUGGUCCGGAAUCCUUAUGAAUACCCUCAGUAUUACCUUGUCAACCCAGCUGCUUAUUUUGCCCUGGCAUGCUGGAUGUUUUUGCUCAUCCUUCUUGGCUUCCCCAUCAACUUCCUCACUCUGUAUGUCACCAUCGAACACAAGAAGCUGCGAACCCCUCUAAACUACAUCCUGCUGAACCUUGCCGUGGCUGACCUCUUCAUGGUGUUUGGAGGAUUCACCACAACGAUGUACACCUCCAUGCAUGGCUACUUCGUCCUAGGACGCCUUGGCUGCAAUCUGGAAGGAUUCUUUGCUACCCUUGGUGGUGAGAUUGGCCUCUGGUCACUGAUGGUUCUGGCUGUUGAAAGGUGGCUUGUUGUCUGCAAGCCCAUCAGCAACUUCCGCUUUGGGGAGAAUCACGCAAUCAUGGGUUUGGUCGUCACUUGGAUCGGGGCCUGUUCCUGUGCUGUGCCCCCUCUCGUCGGCUGGUCUCGUUACAUUCCUGAGGGCAUGCAGUGCUCAUGUGGAGUCGACUACUACACCCGUGCAGAAGGUUUCAACAAUGAGUCCUUUGUCAUCUACAUGUUCUGUUGCCACUUCAUCAUUCCAAUGAGUGUUGUGUUCUUCUGCUACGGCCGUCUGCUCUGUGCUGUCCAGGAGGCUGCUGCUGCCCAGCAGGAGUCUGAGACCACCCAGAGGGCUCAAAAGGAAGUCACCCGCAUGGUCAUUAUCAUGGGUAUAGCCUACCUGAUAUGCUGGGUGCCCUAUGCCAGUACGGCCUGGUGGAUCUUCACACAUCAAGGCGCUGAUUUCGGACCAGUCUUAAUGACCGUUCCGGCUUUCUUUGCCAAGGCUGCGGCUGUCUACAAUCCAAUGAUCUACAUCUGCAUGAACAAGCAGUUCCGCCACUGCAUGAUCACCACCUUGUGCUGCGGGAAGAAUCCCUUUGAGGAGGAGGAGGGAGCCUCCUCUACUGCUUCCAAGACCGAGGCCUCCUCUGUCUCCUCCAGCUCUGUGUCUCCUGCAUAA
This is a messenger RNA of Micropterus dolomieu (smallmouth bass), 1065 nucleotides long. Its product is annotated as rhodopsin. The coding region runs from base 1 to 1065 and encodes 354 amino acids. The record is from RefSeq and is a predicted model, not a curated record. NCBI's taxonomy places the organism in Eukaryota, Metazoa, Chordata, Actinopteri, Centrarchiformes, Centrarchidae. The transcript has a single exon. Gene Ontology annotation, cellular component: membrane; photoreceptor outer segment. Gene Ontology annotation, molecular function: G protein-coupled receptor activity. Gene Ontology annotation, biological process: phototransduction; G protein-coupled receptor signaling pathway; visual perception.